AUGUCGGUGGGAUCGCUUUUACUCUUGGUUCUUCUUAUCUGCAACUUCAAUGUCGAAUUGAAUGCUCUGAACGACGAAGGGUAUGCACUACUGACUCUGAAGCAGUCCAUUUCCAGAGAUCCAGAUGGUUCUUUAAGCAAUUGGAACUCCGAGAAUCAAAACCCUUGCUCUUGGAACGGAGUCACUUGUGAUGAUCAGAAGGUUGUCGUUUCUCUUAGCAUCCCCAAGAAGAAACUUGUAGGUCAUCUUCCUUCCUCUCUGGGUUUACUCUCUAAUCUCCGCCAUUUGAAUCUAAGAAGCAAUGAGCUUAGUGGGAGCUUACCCGUUGAGCUCUUUCAAGCUCAACGGCUUCAAAGUUUGGUUCUUUAUGGGAAUUCCUUAUCUGGGUCGAUUCCAAACGAGGUUGGGGAGCUAAAGCUCCUGCAAAUUUUGGAUUUUUCGCAUAAUUCUCUAAAUGGGUGGAUCCCAGAAUCGAUUCUGCGGUGUAAGAGGCUUAGGAGCUUCGAUUUGAGCCAGAAUAACCUCACUGGUUCUGUCCCUAAUGGAUUUGGUCAUGCUUUGAGUUCUUUACAAAAGCUUGACCUUUCUUACAACAAUCUCAAUGGUCUAAUUCCUGAUGAUUUGGGUAAUCUGACUAGAUUGCAAGGAACUCUUGAUUUGUCUCACAAUUCGUUUAGCGGCUCGAUUCCAGCUAGCUUGGGGAAUCUUCCUGAGAAAGUGUAUGUUGAUUUAGCUCACAACAAUUUGAGUGGACCAAUCCCACAAACCGGUGCUCUGGUUAACAGAGGACCAACUGCGUUCUUGGGGAACCCGAGGCUGUGUGGCCCUCCAUUGAAGGAUCCUUGUCUGCCAAAUACAGAUACUUCUCCAACAUCUCACCCUUUUGUACCGGAGAACCACGACAAUGGUGAAGGAAGGUCCAAGAAAGGAGGAGGUCUAAGCAAAUCCGCCGUUGUUGCAAUCGUGGUCUGUGACGCCAUUGGAAUCUGCAUUGUUGGGUUUCUCUUCUCUUGUUGCUACUUGAAGCUCUGCUCGCGCCGUAACAGCGUGGAUGAGGAAGGCUAUGUGCUGGAGAAAGAAGGGAAAGAAAAGAAACCUUCUUUCUGUUUUGGGAAAGACGGAUCAGAGAGCCCUUCUUCAGAGAAUCUUGAGCCGCAACAGCAGGAUCUUGUCCUGUUGGAUAAACACAUGGCUUUGGAUUUAGAUGAGCUGCUCAAGGCUUCGGCUUUCGUUCUUGGGAAAGGCGGGAACGGGAUUGUGUACAAAGUCGUCCUCGAAGAUGGUUUAACCGUAGCUGUUAGGAGAUUGGGAGAAGGAGGGUCCCAAAGGUGCAAGGAGUUUCAGACAGAAGUCGAAGCAAUCGGGAGGCUAAGGCAUCCGAACAUCGUCAGUCUCAAAGCUUAUUAUUGGUCAGUGGAAGAGAAGCUUCUCAUCUACGACUACAUUACUAAUGGAAGCCUUGCAAAUGCACUCCACGGUAAUCCCGGUAUGGUGUCAUUCAAGCCGCUGUCUUGGGAAGUUCGGUUAAAGAUAAUGAGAGGAGCCGCAAGAGGGUUGGUGUAUCUUCACGAGUUUAGCCCCAAGAAGUAUGUUCAUGGAUCUCUGAAACUCAGCAAUAUACUUCUCGGGCAGAACAUGGAGCCUCAUAUCUCGAAUUUCGGACUCAUGCACCUCUCUAGCAUCGCCGGAUCAUUAGAAUCAACCACAAACGACCGACCAUCCAACAAGAAGGCCUCAUCGAUUGGUUCAACUACAAACUUGAGCUCGUUUUAUCAGGCUCCUGAAGCCAUGAAAGCGACAGUGAAGCCAUCACAGAAAUGGGAUGUGUACUCGUUUGGGGUUAUCUUGCUAGAGAUGAUAACGGGGAGGUUACCGAUUGUUUAUGUUGGUAAAUCGGAGAUGGAGAUAGUGAAGUGGAUACAGAUGUGUAUCGAUGAGAAAAAAGAGAUGUCAGACAUUUUGGAUCCGUAUUUGGUGCCUGAGGACACAGAGAUUGAAGAAGAGGUCAUCGCUGUGCUAAAGGUUGCAAUGGCCUGUGUUAGUGUUAUCCCCGAGAAACGUCCAUCGAUGAAGCAUGUCGCUGAUGCUUUGAACCAGAUUUGUCUUCAGUGA
Molecule: messenger RNA, 2112 nt
Organism: Thlaspi arvense
Lineage: Eukaryota; Viridiplantae; Streptophyta; Magnoliopsida; Brassicales; Brassicaceae
Source: the annotation of a GenBank genome assembly